UAUGUAUAUAUACAUACACGUAUAUACAUAUAUGUAUAUUGAGAUGAAAUAAAUGAAGACAAUUUUUUUCUAGAUUUUUCGCUUCUCGUUUGUUUCGUAAUUAAUCCUGUUUCUCUUAGUUGCACAACAAAAAUUGGAAUAUUAUACUUUGGGGAGAACUCCAUCUCUCUAUCAUGAAUUGACCGAUAUCAUUGUAUAGAAUAAUUGCUGGCAACAUUGUGGCUCUGUCCAUUGAAAGCUUUGACACAGUAAGUAAAACUAUGCUAUUAUUUCCGACUUUAUCUCUAUAAUAUCUUAUUAUAAAUUAAUUUUUUUAAGAAGAUAAUUAGCCAUUCCUUGAAAGUUCUAAAAACGUCGAUGUGUUAUUUUACGUUGCUGCGCUCCUUCAAUUGAUUAUACCGACAUCAUCUGUGCGAUCCAGAUUGUUAAUAAAAUUUUAAAAAUUACACGUGACUUUAUCGUGACAGUUUUUGCUAUUAAUUUGGAAUUAAUUUAAAAAUAUCGAGAAUAUAUAUAUCGAUGAUAUACGGAAAGUUUUAAUCUUAGAACGUGUACAUUUUAUCACAAAUUCGUAAUAACUAUCAGAAAACACUGCGUGUUUUGUUUCACGACUUAAUUCCAAGUACGCAAUCUUUAGGUAUAGUCGCUAUUUAGAAAUUCAGUUUGUUGCAGUUCUUACCAAAGAGACUUCACGCGUGUAAUAUUAAAGAGGGGGAGGAGAAAGAGGAGGGCAUGCUAGAGGAGAAUAAUUACGCGUCCAUUAUUAUAAUGACAAGAAGACAUAUACACAUGCCUCAUAUACACGUCGUAACACAAGGAAUCGUUGAUAUACACGGGCUUUACACUGAAUUCACAAAUAAAAGAAGAUCGUUCGCCUAAUAUUUCUGACGAUGAUCACGCAAAGGAGCAUUUGGCAAAGUCACUAUUAUGUGGUACUCAGGAUGUAUAUGACAUUAGUGGGAAUAUGGCCAUAUCACACGAUCGGCACUAAGUGUUUGCAUUUCGUGACGACGUUUACGUUCUCCUUCAGUAUCCUUAUACCCCAGGUGCAAUAUCUGCUAAACGAUUCGAUCGACAUAGACGAUGUGUUCGAGUGCGUGCCUUCGAUAGCAAUCACUAUAUUAUUCAGCUCUAAGUUAGUGAUUUUAAUGAUAAACAAUAAAAAAAUAAAAGCCUGUUUUAAGACGAUAGAGGAGGAUUGGCUAUCGCUGAACACGGAUAUCGAGAAGGCUAUUUUGCGGCAAUACACCGAAUACGGACAGUAUAUGACGAAAGUUUACGCGAUAAUUAUACUUGUUCCGGCAAUGUUCCACAUACUCAGGCCUUUCAUCACGACGCUACUGAAGAAGGAUAUCGAGAACAUAACAAAAUCAUUGAUACCAGGAGCGUCGAAAUUGCCCUAUCGCGUCGAAUACGGCGAGAAAUUGGAUCAGCAUUUUUAUUUGAUAAUGCUCCACUGUUGUCUAGCUGUAUUCGCUCACCUUAUCGCCACGAUCGCGGUUGAUGGCUUCUAUUAUACUAUGAUCCAGCAUGCCUGCGGAAUGUUUUCGAUUAUCGGACACAUACUGGAGAACAUCGGCAAAAAUGAUGAUGCCAAUUUACAUUUAGGGGUAAAAAAAAUAAAAGACGACAAUUAUAACAUGGCACUAAACUGUCUACGUAGACAUCUUCACGUUUUGGAAUUUGCCAAUCUGAUCGAGUCUAUAUUUACAAAUAUGUUUCUAUUAAGCGUAAAUGUGAAUAUACUUGUGGGCAGUUUAUCCGGUAUACAGGUGAUAAUGAAUUUAAACAACGCGGGCAGUAUUGCAACACCUUUGUCUAUCUAUUUUGCGCAAAUCGUUCAUCUCUUUCUACAAUUCUGGCAGGGCCAAUUUCUAUUGAACUCCAGCAAUGUUCCAUACGAAUGCAUUUGCAGGGGAAAAUGGUAUUGUACUUCACAAAAAUGUAAGAAGAUCCUUCUUCUAAUUAUGAGCAGAACUAUAUCACCUUGCAAAAUAACUGCCGGCAAAAUCAUGACCUUAUCAAUCGAAAGUUUUAGCGCGGUAAAGUAAAAUUUUAUACUUGUAUUUAUUUUAUAAUUAUAUAU
Messenger RNA from Formica exsecta, 2086 nucleotides. RefSeq names its product odorant receptor 13a-like. Lineage: Eukaryota; Metazoa; Arthropoda; Insecta; Hymenoptera; Formicidae. Bases 891 to 2051 code for a protein of 386 amino acids. Gene Ontology annotation, cellular component: plasma membrane. Gene Ontology annotation, molecular function: odorant binding; olfactory receptor activity. The record is from RefSeq and is a predicted model, not a curated record. The transcript is spliced from 8 exons. Gene Ontology annotation, biological process: detection of chemical stimulus involved in sensory perception of smell; sensory perception of smell.